CUCGAUUUUGUAUCGAAAACAAACAAUUAAAAGCCGGCAUGACACGAGAGGAACAGACUCAAGCAGAAUUGUGUCAUGCCGGGCCAGUGCCGUAUAGUUCAAGGCAACUUUCCUGCCGGACCUAGAUCUCAUUUAAUAAUCCUGUCCUACACAAUUUGGGCUCACAAUCUGCAUCCUUGGGCCUAGCCUAGGAACAUCCGCACUAGUCCAAUUACCAGACCAGAUCCAUCACUUGUUCGGCCCAAUGUAGCCCAAAACCGAACCCGAGCAGUGUCCCCGACCGACGACAGGUUGUCACUACUAAUAUUCCAAAUCCCACCCAGGAAACUGCUACCAGACUGGAAAGAAAGCGGCGAAACGAUGGCAUCCAAUUCCACCGCCGCCGCAGCCGCCCGAAGGAGAAAAAUCGUCGAGCGAGGCGCCGACCGAUUAGCUCUCAUCACCGGCCGGCUCUCCUCUCUUCCUCCCGAAUCCUCCUCCGACGCCAACCUGAAGCCUUCCGCCGACUCAUCUCCCCAGCCGAAUUCCGAUCACCAACUUUAUCCUCCGCCGCACCUCCUUCCCCAUGGAGUCGCCGCCGCCGAACCAGUAUUCCAGCCGCCCAAUCCUCCUCCGAACCAAAUCGAACAGCCGCUGCUCCAGAAAACAAAUGAUUCCGUUAGCGGUGAGGAAGAAACCUUCGGUAGGGAACUACCGGAACAAGAUACCGCCGCCGUUGAUUCCGCCAGAGACCACGUCGGCAGCGUUUUAGACCGUCCCGUUUCGGAUGAAAUUAGCGGCCGAUCGGAUCUAAAUCCGACGGCCAUGGGAGCCGCUUCCGGCACAGAGCAACUUCUCCUCCGUGGAAGCACUCGUCAGAGAAGAGUUUCGAUGAGUCCAAGUCAGAUAAGUUCGGGCAUCACAGCAUCAGAAAGAACCAGAGUUCUCUGUUCAGUAGCUGUCGCCGUUUUAGUAGUCUCGUCAUCUCUAGGGUUCCCUCUCCUUGGGAGCGAUAUAGUGAAGGGAAUUCUGAGCUUCAGGCCGCUUUACCUGCUGCUUGUGACCAAUGUGACAAUCGUGAUCGCCGCUAUCCUUUCGAACAACGACCGGAGAGGUUCAGCAAUGGUGGAUGAUGGGGCAGCAGGACUCGAAUUGUCGUCCGGCAGCAGCUACGAUUGGGCUGCACAAGCAAGCAAGGCAUUAGAGAUAAGUUUCGUGGCGAAGAAAGCAAUCGAAGCCUUACUGAUGGAUGUCAGCGUCUACGCAAUCAUUGUUGUUUGUGCUUUCUGCCUUCUCCGAUGAGAACACAACCCCGACGAAUCCCCUCGUGUUGUUCUUUCAAUAAUGUAGUACGAACAAUUCUUCUGUGUUCCGAUUGUAAUGGAAUUGGCAAAUGGUGUGUUUGGAGUUAGCAACUUAGCAUUAGAUAUCUUCUGCAAUAGUCUCGAUAAUAUGAUCACUUAUCUCGUCAAAAGAAACCAACAUCUCUAGCAGCUCGAAGAUCUCGUUCGAGAAUGGCUUAGAAUCGUCGCCAGAAGCAAACUCUUGAACUACAUUGUUGACCUCGAUCGAACUACACCCGGGAGUUUUCUUCAUGCUGUUGCUCCGAAUCAAUGUUCGCAUUCUCGAAACUCCAUCCCACUUGCCCUGGUCCGCAUAUAUGUUGGAUAGCAAGACGUAAUUCCCUGUGUCUUCUGGUUCGAGCUCUUCGAGGUGUCUCAUUGCGAUAACUGCAAUGUCCAGGUUCCCGUGCUUCCUGCAAGAACUCAACAACGAACCCCAGAUCUUCGAAUCGGGUCUCACGGGCAUCUGCUGUAUGAUACUCAGGGCACGGUUGAGCUGACCUGCUCGUCCAAGAAGGUCUACUAAAACUCCGUAGUGUUCGAUUACUGGCUGUAUCGAACAACUGUCUUUCAUAGAGUCGAAAUACCUCAAACCCUGCUGCCAUAAGCCGGCAUGAGCACAAGCUGAUAAAAGACCGAGAUAUGUAAUGCCGUUGGGCUCAAUCCCUUCCAGCUUCAUUCUCUUGAAGAGGUUGAUUGAUUCGAGAGCCUUGCCAUGAUUCGCUAACCCACCGAUCAUCGUGCUCCAUGAUAUCACAUCCCUCUUAGGCAUUUUAUCAAACAACUGACUGGCUUGAUCAAUGCAACCACAUUUUGCGUACAUCUCCAUCAGUGCAUUGCAGAUGUUUGUUUUCUGCAACAACCCUUUUCUGCCGCUAUACAUAUGUAUCCAUUUCCCUACCUCGAGAGCUCCUAACUGCGCGCAGGCAGGUAAAACAGAGACAAUGCUGAUCUCAUCCGGCUCAUUCCCCGCCAUUUGCAUCUGUCGAAACAAAUCCAGUGCAUCAGCAUAAGACCCCAUACGACUGUAUCCAGUAACCAUUGCAGUCCACGAGACUAUUGUUCUUUGAGGCAUUUUGUCGAACAGCGCUCUCGCCUUCCUCAUUUGACCCAAUCUCGCGUAUCCAGAGAUAACGCUGUUCCAUGAAAUAGCAUCUUUCUCAGUCAUUUCGUCGAACAGCUUGUGGGCAACUGCCAAAUCAUCACACUUCGUGUACAUAUCGAUCAGCGCGUUUUCCGUGAUCAGGUGAGACUCUGGCCCGAACUUGACGACCUGAGCGUGAACCUGCCUGCCCAGUUCAUGGCUCCCCAAGCCCGCACAGGCUUUCACGACGAACGGGAAGGUGAAUUUGCCAGGCGAUAGAUUCGUCAUACGUAACAUCUGCUUGUACAUGGAAACUGUUGGCCCAUACAUAGAAUUGUGCGCAUAAGUUCGUAUGAUCGCAUUGUACAGGAACCCAUUUGGUUCCUCCACUUGGUUGAAGAGCAUCGUCGCGUAAUUCAAAUCCCGCGCGGCGUCGCAGACGUCCAACAUUUUCGUCGCCAGGAAGUUGCUCUGCGAGAGCGAACGCUUCAGAAUAUGAGCGUGGAUUUUCUUCAGUUCGACCGUGUUCCUGCAGUUUUGUAGAAUGGGAACGAAGAGGUCUUCUAGCUCCCUGAUGCUCAACGCUCCAACUUUAAAUGCCAUCACUGAUGAUGGCUGAAAUUAUCUUCACAGCGGAACAAAAGGAACUUGUAAGUUGUAUCUUGCAAUACCGUGACAGAGACUGAGCGACAUAUAUGUGUUCAGAGAAACGUAAAGAAAAUGCCAGAAGGGGAGGUUUAAGCCCA
Molecule: messenger RNA, 3152 nt
Organism: Linum tenue
Lineage: Eukaryota; Viridiplantae; Streptophyta; Magnoliopsida; Malpighiales; Linaceae
Source: the annotation of a GenBank genome assembly